GAUAAAUGUGGUGAUUUUAGGUCGUGUGCGUGACGUGUAUUCAUGACGUCUUUGGGUAAGUUGCUUUGUUUGUUUUACUUGUGGAGCUCGAGCGUCGGACUAGAACCCGUGAAAAACCUUCCAGAUUCCUUCCCGACGACUCCUGACACACGCAUUCCGUGGAAAACGAAGAUCCAAUGGCCACAAAACCUGAAACAAAAGAACACGUGAUCAUGGAUGGAGACAGACAACCACCUUCUACUGUCCUGGGUACAACCACGGCACCUGCUGUGACGACUGUGCAAGCGCAACAACCUCCCACUGUGUCAGUGGUACAAGCCCAGCUCCCCCCUUCUGUAUCAGUGGUGCAAGCCCAGCUCCCCCCUUCUGUAUCAGUGGUGCAAGCCCAGCUCCCCCCUUCUGCGUCAGUGGUACAAGCCCACCUCCCCCCUUCGGUAUCAGUGGUACAAGCCCAGCUCCCCCCUUCUGUAUCAGUGGUACAAGCCCAGCUCCCCCCUUCUGUAUCAGUUGUACAAGCCCAGCUCCCCCCUUCUGUAUCAGUGGUACAAGCCCAGUUGCCCCCUUCUGUGUCAGUGGUACAAGCCCAACUCCCCCCUUCUGUAUCAGUGGUACAAGCCCAGCUACCCCCUUCUGCCACAGUGGUACAGUCCCAAGCACCCGUCGUCUCAGUGAUUCCAUCGAAACCUGCACCCCCUCCUGCCACAUUGGUACAGUCCCAGCCAGUGAUGGCCCAGCCCAUCGGCACGUUGACUAUAAUAUCUCAGCCCGGCGCGUCAAACGUGGUGCCGCAUUCUGGCACGUUUGGCAUGAUCCCCCAGCCAGGGAGGCCCAGCACAACAGAUCUCGGAAUGAUACUUCAAACUGCGAAGACCGUCACGCCGAACCUUGGGGUCGUCUCCCGCCCUCUCACGUCCACCACCCUAAACCCGAGUAUCAUGCCACAGCCUGUCUCGUCUGUUGCUCCAAACUUCGGUGUGAUACCACAGCCUGCCACCUCCAACACGUUAAACCUGGCUAUGAUACUGCCUGCGGCAGCGAGCAGUCCAAACUUUGGUGUGAUACCCCACACAACAACAUCCGGUAUACAGAACCUCAGUGUGAUACCCCACCCAGCCACGUCAAGCUCUGCAAACUUGGGGAUAAUAACACAUUCUGUCACGGCAGGCGGACCAAACAUUGGUCUGAUACCCCAAGGCAGUGCCACCAGUCCGCUUGGUAUGAUAAUUCAGUCUACAACUUCUGGUGUGAUUCCCAAUCAAAGCAUUUCCAGUGUACCGAACGUUGGUUUGAUACCCCAGCCAAACACCAGCAGUGGUGUAUUACACCAGUCCACACCACCAAACCUUGGUGUGAUACUGCAACCCAGCACGACAAACCUUGGUGUGACACCCCAGCCCAGCUCACGAAACAUUGGCGUGAUACCCCAGCCUAGCACGUCAGGUGCACCACCAACCCUUGGUAUGAUAACCAAGCCAAACACAUUGAGCACACAAAACCUUGGUGUGAUAACCCAACCUAGCACAUCAAGCGCAGUGAACCUCAGUAUGACACCCAAACCAAGCACCUCUGGCACAACAAAUGCCAGUGUGAUACCCCACCCUGGUACAUCCAGUGCCGCAAACCAUGGUAGGAUACCCCAGUCCGGCACAUCCGCUGCGCCGAACGUUGGUGGGACACCCCAACCGAGCACGUCUAGUGCGCCAGACCGUCCACACGGCAGUACGGGACAAGAUGAAGGCGGGAAACCGCAGCCAGAGCUCUCUCCGAUGGCACAGCGCAAGCGUCGACUCUCCGAGAGAAGCGUGUCACAGGAGGCAAAUGGAGAAGGACCUUUGGACCUGGUUACCAUGGAUGAACUGGAGUUUACCUGGGAUGAAUACCUGGAGGAUACUGAAACGAUUGCAGCACCGAACACCUCAUUCAAGCAUGUGGAGAUCAGUUUGCAGAGUGGGUUUGUGCCAGGCAUGAAGCUGGAAGUGGCCAACAAGGCUAACCCUCAGACAUACUGGGUGGCAACAGUCAUCAUGACAUGUGGACAGUUACUGCUAUUGAGAUACGAUGGUUACAAGAAUGACCGCAGUUCCGACUUCUGGUGUGACAUCACGACAGCGGACGUUCAUCCGAUCGGCUGGUGCGCUCAGAACGGAAGGAUGUUACAGCCCCCUGAUGUGCGUCCAACUGGCCCUACUACUAGGGAAGAAGAUGACAAAAAAAGAGGACUGGUCAGCAUGACAACCAUUCGGGACAAGUGCAGCGACUGGGGUGAGUUCUUGGUGCAGACACUGACAGGGGCACGGACCGCGCCAACUCACCUGCUGGAAGGGCCCAACAAAGGUAUCAUGCCGGUGGACCAGAUCCGCCCGGGCAUGCGUGUGGAGGUCGGCGAGGAGAAGGAACCCGUGGCACUCUGGAUCGCUGUCAUCAUGGAGAACAUCGGGGGUCGCCUGCGCCUCCGCUGGGACGGCGUGGGGAACACGGAGACCCACGACUUCUGGCUCUUCUACCUGUCCCCACGCCUGCACCCUGUGGGCUGGGCGCAGAAACAUGGGUGUUACCUUAAACCUCCUCAAGUGAUCUCCAGUCUGUGCAGUAACCUGAGUGAGUGGUCGUCUGUACUGCAGCAGGCUGUUCUGGAAGCUUCCUCCAACCCGCUUCCUCCUGAUGCCUUCAAGGAUCAAGUGGAAGUGCGGUUACAUUCCUUCCAGGCAGGGUUAAAACUGGAGGCCAUUGACCCCCAUGCUCCUCACACCAUCACCCCGGCAACCGUAACCAAGGUGUUUAGCAGCAACUACUUCCUGGUUGAGAUGGAUGACCUACGACCUGAGAGACCUGGUAAUCGUGGGGUUGUGUGUCAUGCGGGGUCACAGGGCAUCUUCCCUGUGGGCUGGUGCAGCCAGCAUGGGCUCCACCUAACACCUCCAAAAGGCUUCCAGAGGCCCCAGUUUGAGUGGACAGAAUACUUGAGACUGUGCAAUGCCCAGGCAGCUCCUGCAAGCAUCUUUAAUAUGUCCAUUCCGGAUCACGAGUUCCAGAAGGGCAUGAAACUGGAGGUCGUUAACCCCCACAACCACGCGGAGAUCUGCGUAGCAUCCAUCACCAAGGUCGUGUCCAGGGUCAUGUUCGUUCACCUGGAGGGGGCGAAGGUCGCGGCCCACACGGCGCAGAACAUCGUGAUGGAUGUGGAGUCCAUGGAGCUGUUUCCUGUGGGGUGGUGCGAGACGAACGGGUACCCACUGUCAUCCCCUCCCAAGAGAGCCAUAGUGAAAAAGCCAAAGAAGGUUGCAGUUGUCCAGCCAGAAAAACAUGUUGGCAUGACAACCGGUGGCCAACCAGGCCCAUCCCACGCUAACCACUCCGAUGAUGCCAGGCAUGGUGGGUUUAGCGCCGCACAUAAAUAUGAGCCAGGGAAUAAGUACUGGUGCCCCAAGAUCUAUGUCAACCACAAGUGCUUCUCGGGACCGUACUUGAACAAGGGGCGGAUAGCUGAGCUCCCGCGGUCUGUCGGACCAGGGAGUGUGGUGCUCGUCUUGAAGGAAGUCCUGACGUUGCUGAUUAACGCUGCUUACAAGCCCAGCCGUGUGCUGAGGGAGCUGCAGGUCCACGGAGAGGGAAGGGAGGACAGGCACCAGCAACAGCUGAAGGCCAAGUACAUGGGGAAGAGCUACCGUGCGAUGGUGGAGAUGGUGCGGACGUCAGCAGAAGUGGACAGCUACUGUAAGGAGAUUUGUCACAAGCUGGAGUGCUGCCCCAACCUGUUCGGGCCACUCGAGGUCACGGAGGAGUGUCCAGAAAACUGCUCCAUUCUUACCAAGACUAAGUACACAUACUACUACGGGAAGCGUAAGAAGGGCCGCGUGGGUCGACCGCCGGGCGGCCACACCAACCUGGAGGGUGGACCCAAGAAACCAGGCAAGAGGAAGAAGAGGAAGAAGAUGUGCUUCGUGCAGAGGAAGAAACGAUCUGCCAAUACGGACGAGUCGGCGCAGAACUCGCCCGAGGGCAUGGACCAGAACGGGAGCGAAGGGAGCGAGUCUGGGGAGUCAAAAUCUCCCACACCGGAGGAUGAACAGCAGAGCUUGGAGCCAGCCCCUGCGCCCGUGAAGCGUGUCAGACGGGAACGGAAGGAGAAGGAGUUCAAGCUGCCCAAGCUGCUGAUCCACGAGCGCACCAGACGACAGACCGUGCCCCCUCGCUCCACAUACGAGCCGUACAUUGCCCCUCCCCGACCGGUCAAACCUGCAGCCUCUCCAACUACACAGCCCUCACAGGAGGAGGAGAAGUUGAGGCUGGACAGCAACCCGCUCUACUGGUCAGUCAUCGAAGUGGUCAAGUUUAUCAAGGACACCGACUGUGCCCCGCUGGCCAAGGUUUUCCUCGAACAGGAAAUUGAUGGGCAGGCCCUCCUCCUGCUGACCCUCCCCACAGUGCAGGAGUGUAUGGAGCUGAAGCUGGGGCCGGCCAUCAAGCUAUGUCAUCACAUCGAGCGGGUCAAAAUAGCCUUCUAUGAGCAGUUCGCAAAGUAGGAACAACUCUGUACAUAGUCUUCAUGGAAAGGUGCACUAGAAAUGGAAAAGCCCACUAUACUGUGGUAAGCAUAUCCCAAAGCAAAAUUCUCACUUGUUUUACAUAAGUCUGUCAUAGUCUAGAGCUGUCUCACUGUUUGAAACUUGCGUUUUGCUGACGGCUACUCACCUGAUGAUUGAAUUAUGUGAUGUCAGUCAUCUAAAUUUCCCAUUCAGUAUCACUAGUGCUUCUUAAUCUAGCUUUGCUGUGGAUGGAUUUCGAUGGACUUUCGGACAAAUUUCAGGGAAUUGACAAGUUAGUGGUCUUUCAAUUUGGUGAAUUGUUCGCAAUCCAAAUUCUCAGGAAAGCCAGGUUGAAAAGCACUAGCCACACUGGAUGGGAAAUUUAGAUCACUGACGUCACAUUAUUCAUCAUAAGGUGACUAGCCAUCAACACAACGCAAGUUUCAAACAGUUGGACAGCUCUGAACUAUGACAGACUUAUGUAAAACAAGUGAGAACUUUAUUUUCUGGUAUAUUUGUAUGGUAUAGUAGGCUUUUCUAUUUUUAAUGCAUCUGCCCUUUAAUGUAAUAUUCUACCAGGCUAUACUUGUAGCAAGCUUACAUAUAUGUGUCUCUGCAUUUGCUUGGCUAUGGUAGAGCGUGUUAUAAGUUGUAAAUGUGCUAAAUAGAGACUGCUAUGGUUGCAAGAGACACUAAAUAGGUUGCACUGAGCAAGUCUCUUGCUUGUAAAUACUGUAUUGUAACACAAGAGCAAUGUAUUAGUGCACAGAUGCUGUUUUAUGUAUUUAUAUAACCAAGAAUCUAUGAUAGAAUGAAAUGAUAACCAAGACAAGAGUGUUGUUCCCCUAUAGGAAACAAUUCCACAUUGUGUUGUAUUUUGAGAUCUCUAUGGAAAGGAAUUGGCACAUUUAAAGGCACAUAAUGUAGAACUUUGGCACCACAACUGCAAAUAUUCGGAAUUCAAAACCCCCCUUCAGAUUGAAAUUUAUAUAGAAAUGUGGCUGAAAGCAAUGACUUUGUUUUAUGUUUUAGUUGGUCAGAUUCCACAGGAUGUGCCUUGAAUGGUUUUAGAAGCAUUCCAUGAUACGAUAUUGUGAUUUGUUGCCAAUAGUUUCUAUAAUUAUAAGCUUCAUGAACACUUAAAUCAUUACAGUCUUGUUUCAUACAUGUUGGCUUAGUUUUUGUUUGAAAUUUCAGGAAGAGCAGAACUUGUUUUGAUUUUACUGUACACCACUUAAGGUCAUGGCGUUAAAUGAAUGUCAUCGGAUAUGAGCCAACAGUAGUUUCAACUGCUGUUACAUGUACAAUGUAUACUGUCUGUUUUAAAGCAAGAGAUAAAUGCUGAUGCCGGUUAUUUUAUUGUUACACGUAGUGUAAUCAUAAUAUCAACAGUGUUGAAUGUGUUGUUUCAGAGUGCAAAUGGUACGUAAUUCAGAAUAGCUACAUUUUGAUCAUGAAGUUAUGUCAUACUGAUGCUUGCUGUAAGCAACUUCAUCAAUUUAAUUUGUAAGUUUGAGAACGAAGUACAAAAUGUAACUUUGACCUACAAAUUCAUUCAAAAUUUAUUCAGGGUACAAACGAAUGACUGAUGAUCAAAUAUAUUGCAUUGGCUUUAAUGUAUAAUGAGGAUUUCUUGCAAAUGCUGUAUAGCCUGAAUGUACAUUCCACAAAUAGUGGACAAGCGGAAGGAAUUUCAAUUGUAAUGUGGUAAAAUAUCAGCAUCGUGCAAACCUGUUUUCUAGUUUAAUUCACAAAUUUCAUGCUUUUUCUGAGAGGGGGAUGAUAUGGGAAUGGGGUCGCCAGAAUGAAAACUGCAUACUUUUGUUGUAGUAUUAGUAGAGCAGAUUUUUCAAUCUUUUUCUUUGAGUAAGCUGGCUAUAUAUACAGUUUUUGCAUCCUGGAUAGAAAUGGUCUACAGAAUGAGUGGAUAGGAAUGUUGGGCUGAAUAGAAAUUGCCUCGAUGUGACAUGCUGAGAAAGAAGGAUAUUUUUUUAUAAGGAAGAGAAAUGUAUUUUGAAGAAAGAAUUCAAAUCUAGCACAGAGUGAACUAGUUUGAUGGUACUGGUGACUACAAAAUGGACACCUUGUGAAAUUGUAGAAUAGGAAUGACUGCAGAUGGAAAUAGAAUGUCAGAGAAACUUGUGGUAUUGUACAAUAUUGUAAGAAUAUAACUAAUUUGAAUGUGUACAGAUCUAAUGCUAUAUGGUCGGCUGUUAAGUGGCAAUGAAAGACCAUACAAGGAAUUCAGGCUUUGAACAAAGAAAGUGACAGUAGCUAUAGAAGGUGCUUUUAGUAGCAUGUGUCAUAAUUCUGCUAUUGUUGCAUUGCUUGUGUAAUGUACUUGCCAUGCACAGAAUUAAACUGUAUGUAAAAGCAA
Messenger RNA from Branchiostoma floridae (Florida lancelet), 6903 nucleotides. RefSeq names its product scm-like with four MBT domains protein 1. Gene Ontology annotation, molecular function: transcription corepressor activity; histone binding. The transcript is spliced from 23 exons. Gene Ontology annotation, biological process: regulation of DNA-templated transcription. The record is from RefSeq and is a predicted model, not a curated record. The coding region runs from base 177 to 4523 and encodes 1448 amino acids. Gene Ontology annotation, cellular component: nucleus. Lineage: Eukaryota; Metazoa; Chordata; Leptocardii; Amphioxiformes; Branchiostomatidae.